AUGGAAGAAAUGCACUUAAUGGUCAAUCAUUUACAAGAAUGUACUCAAUUUACUAUUGAUACAGAGUCAGAAAAAACAAAUGGUCAAUUAGCAUUAAUACAAAUACAGACUAAGCCUUCUCAACUACCAUUAUUAGUAAUACUAAUUGAAUUACAACAUCUUCCACCUAAUAAUCUAUCUACGUAUGGUAAUAUGGACAAGGAGCUUGAUCCAACAAAAGAUUCUCAUUUAUUUAAUUGGCCAACACUAACAUCAAUGAUCGACAUACAAUUAUAUUUCUCGGAUUGGUAUGAGUGGGCACUGAUUCAUUGUGAGUCAUGUCACCCGAAUUGUCAUCAACUUCAUCAUCCUCAUAGUGUUGAUUAUGAUAAUGUUAUUACACAAAAUUAUUCGUCAUCAGUGUAUAAGGCGUUAGCUUAUGCUGCACAUAUGUUGAUUGACAAAUUAAGUACAGUUAGUGAUUGGACUUCAGGUUUAACAUCAAAUAAUUCAAAAUUAUCAACUGGUCGAAGAAAAAAGAUGAUUAUUUAA
Messenger RNA from Rotaria sp. Silwood2, 531 nucleotides. Lineage: Eukaryota; Metazoa; Rotifera; Eurotatoria; Philodinida; Philodinidae. The record is from the annotation of a GenBank genome assembly.